AUGAUAGGCGCAACGCGCCGCUGGCUUCGUCGAAAUCGCACUAACUUUGCCAUCGGUGCAGGCGUGUUGGGCGCCGGGUACCUUGCGGGGCAGUAUGCACUCGGGAAGCUGUCUGAAGCGCGUCAGCGCAUGAGCGAUGAUCGUAUCGCGAAGGAGAACCUACGUCGCCGCUUUGAGCAGAACCAAGAAGACUGCACCUUCACCGUACUUGCCAUUCUGCCCACCGCCACGGAGAACCUCCUAGACGCCGUACCUGUGGAACAAGUGCUGGAAGAGCUGCAAAAGCAGAAGGCCGAAAGGCUAUCGAGGAGUGUAGGACCUAGUGAGAUUGCAAGCACAGCACCGCCGAGUGUCGCAGAUACCACAGAAGACGAUGCGAAGAGCUCCAGCUUCCAGAGCGAGAGUUAUGUGCAUGCCAGCCAGAUAGCUGGUGAGGGUGAUAGCGUCAUAACGACAGGCAGUGCAGAAGGCAGUGCUGAGUCGGGAGAGCGCAAGAGCAAGAGAACCAAGGCACAGCUGUGGAGCGAGAUGAAGAUCAGCUCCAUAACACGAGCUUUUACGCUCCUAUACACCUUGUCACUACUCACCCUUCUUACCCGCAUUCAACUGAACCUCCUCGGCCGCCGCAACUACCUCGCGUCUGUUGUCUCCCUUGCAUCUCCACCUCCAGCAAAUCAAGAAUCGCGGAUAAACUUGGAGAACCACGACGAUGACAAUUUUGAGCAGGCCUACGGUAACGACUUCGAGACGAACCGGAGAUACCUGAGUUUGAGCUGGUGGCUGCUGCACAAGGGAUGUCUUAACCUCAUGGAGAAAGUGCGGAUCGCCGUGAAGGAAGUCUUUGGCACACUGAACCCGAGAGAAGAGAUCACCAUCGAAAGACUUUCUGAGCUUACUUUAGAGGUGCGGAAGAGAGUAGAGGGUGCGACGGAGGAAGAACGAAGAACGUGCAAGUGGCUGCCGUACCUCCUCCCCAGUCAAGACCAGGAAGACUACGUCCUGCGCGAAAGCGGAAUGACCACCUCCGAAGAGGUCACUUCUCCUACCACAUCCACGUCGCUCCGCCGCCUCAUUGACGAAACCUCCGACCUCAUCGACUCACCUGCCUUCACUCAUGUGCUCACCCGCCUCCUCGACGCCGCCUUCUCACAUCUCAUCGAUGUCAAGAUGUCUCAGCUCUCGUACAAGAUCCCACCCAUCUCCGAGAGCACUGCACGCGUACAAGAAAUAGUGGGCAACGAUGUGAAGGCCAAGGUCGCAAGCUCGCUCGCCGUGUUCUGUAGACAAGCGCACAACAUCGGCAGUGGAGCGAACAAUGAGUACCUUGCGGCAAUCGAACAAGUGCGUGAUCUAGAGGCUUUCGCUGCGGUCGUGUAUUCGAGCAACUUUGAAGUUGAGUCGCCAGAGUUCACUUCAACCCGGCCGACAAGUACGGUGUACGAGAGCAACAGGACGAGCCUGGCCACAAAUAGUGUGGACCCCCUUGCGCCAGGAUUCAGUCAGCCUGCGACUGCGAGAGAAAGCGUGGCCGAUCCUAGUUUUGAGAGCGCUUGGGGUAAAGCGUUGGCGAAAGAAGAUGGAAAGAUUGUCUAG
This is a messenger RNA of Didymosphaeria variabile, 1593 nucleotides long. It is a transcript of the gene PEX3, whose product is annotated as peroxin. The coding region runs from base 1 to 1593 and encodes 530 amino acids. The transcript is spliced from 4 exons. Lineage: Eukaryota; Fungi; Ascomycota; Dothideomycetes; Pleosporales; Didymosphaeriaceae. The record is from RefSeq and is a predicted model, not a curated record. Gene Ontology annotation, biological process: protein import into peroxisome membrane. Gene Ontology annotation, molecular function: protein-macromolecule adaptor activity. Gene Ontology annotation, cellular component: peroxisomal membrane.